Messenger RNA from Verticillium dahliae VdLs.17, 714 nucleotides. RefSeq names its product endo-1,4-beta-xylanase. Gene Ontology annotation, biological process: xylan catabolic process. NCBI's taxonomy places the organism in Eukaryota, Fungi, Ascomycota, Sordariomycetes, Glomerellales, Plectosphaerellaceae. The coding region runs from base 1 to 714 and encodes 237 amino acids. The record is from RefSeq and is a predicted model, not a curated record. Gene Ontology annotation, molecular function: hydrolase activity, hydrolyzing O-glycosyl compounds. The transcript is spliced from 3 exons.
AUGGUCUCGUUCAAGUCUCUUCUUCUUGCCGCUUCGGCCUUUACCGCAGUACUUGGCCGUCCUUUUGACAGCUUCGACGGGCCUGACGUCAACAUCACAGAUGCUGACGAGCUUCUUGUAAGACGUCAGGUGACUGCCAACUCGGAGGGCACCCACAAUGGUUACUUCUACUCCUGGUGGAGUGAUGGCGGCGGCCAAGUGACGUACACUAUGGGUGCGGGAAGCCGAUACUCCGUGACGUGGAAGGACACGGGCAACUUUGUCGGCGGCAAGGGUUGGAACCCCGGCACUGGCCGCACCAUCAACUACGGAGGUUCGUUCAGCCCGCAAGGCAACGGCUACCUCGCCGUCUACGGCUGGACCCGCAACCCCCUGAUCGAGUACUACGUCGUCGAGUCCUACGGCACGUACAACCCCGGCAGCGGCGGCCAGCUCAAGGGCACCGUCACGACCGACGGCGGCACCUACAACGUCUACGUCUCGACGCGCACGAACCAGCCCUCCAUCGACGGCACGCGGACCUUCCAGCAGUACUGGUCCGUCCGCACCUCCAAGCGCGUCGGCGGCGCCGUCACCAUGCAGAACCACUUCAACGCGUGGGCGCAGUUCGGCAUGAACCUCGGCGCGCACUACUACCAGAUUGUCGCGACGGAGGGAAACGGCGAUUUUGUGGGAACCGAAAUCUGGGGGUUGGCAAGAGGGUGUAGACGUUGA